AUGAAAGAUAAUGUCGACAAUAAUGAAGACCCCACGUCUACUAGCAGUAGCAGUAGCAUCGCUGAAGUCGAAGACGAUUCCUUUUUUGACAACGCCGAAAAAGAUUUAAAUUCCUCUAUUUGCCCUGAGUCCAAUCAUGAUGUUACUGGUGACAAGGACGAAAACUUCACUCCCUUGAAACUUUCCAGUUCUACUUCAGAAGCAAAGUUGGAUAAAAAUAAAGAUCUGGUAUUUGAUACGACAAGAAAGUUCCCAACUGACCGUGGUCAUUUUAAAGGAAAACAUAACAGAUUGUGAUUUGAAAAUAAUGGUUAUGGAUCACGAGUCAUGCAGACCGACAGGACCUUUCGAAUAUGAAGAUGAGGAAGGGAAUUCAAUAGUGAAUUUCAGUGCCAGAUACUACAAUAAGUAUAUUGAUAAUAUGUCAAUACAAAGACUUUGGUUAUGCUAUUCAAUGGAACUGCAAAAACCUUAUUGCGAAGUUUGUUGGUUGUUUGCUGAUCGUGCAUCACCAAAUUAUGAAAAUCAUAGAGGAUGGAUAAAUGGUGUAUCUGGUAGCUUGCAUAAUAUGCUUGAAAAAAUUAAGAGGCACGAAGCUUGCAACAUGCAUAUUCAGGCAACUGCAGUCUAUAUGAGAUGGAAAUCUGGCAAGACUGUGGAUGAAAUAAUGAGAAAGAAAUCAGAAACAAUGCUCUCUUCUGGGUUAAAGUUCUUGACCGAAUCAUAACAAUAAUUUUGACUCUUGCCACGCUAACUUUGGCAUUUAGAGGUCACAACGAGCACGUUCAUGAUAACAUUUGUGAAGGUGGAAACUUUCUUGGUAUGGUAUAUCUGAUGGCUCAGUACGACGAGAUUCUUGCAAAAGUUAUCUCACUUCCCGCCCGUGCAACAAAGUAUCUUAGCCCAAAAAUUCAAAACGAGUUAAUAGAACUUCUAGCAAAAACAGUCACAGUUUCUUUGGUUCACAAGAUCAAUGCUUCGCCAUUUUGGGCUCUCAUUUUAGAUUCUACUAGCGAUAUAACUAGAAUUGAUCAAUUAAGCGUUAUAAUACGGCGGGUCCAGAUAGAUGGGGACAAGUGUAGUAUUGAAGAAAACUUCUUGGGUUUUGUAAAAUGA
Messenger RNA from Paramuricea clavata, 1116 nucleotides. The record is from the annotation of a GenBank genome assembly. Lineage: Eukaryota; Metazoa; Cnidaria; Anthozoa; Malacalcyonacea; Plexauridae.